Messenger RNA from Bactrocera oleae (olive fruit fly), 1453 nucleotides. The record is from RefSeq and is a predicted model, not a curated record. NCBI's taxonomy places the organism in Eukaryota, Metazoa, Arthropoda, Insecta, Diptera, Tephritidae.
UUUUAAGAUAAUUUGCACGUUUUUUAUAUACCUUCAAUACCAUGUUCUGUCGUAUCGUAAAUUUACAUAUACAAUAUAUCGCGGAACGCACAAUCAAUAAUGAACGCGAGAUCCACGAUCAAAUUACGGAUUUCAAAUAUUUAUGUAUUUUGUGAUAUGACUCGGUAUUGCGAUGUUAUAUUAUAUAAUGUAUUCAUCAAUAUUUAUUCUAGACGUUCAAUAAAUAUCGCUAUCCUGGAUCGCGUUCUAUAAAUUUAUAUUGAACGUGUAACAGUCCCCUAUAAUUGUGAGCUUUACCAAUACUAAAGGUAUGAAACAUAAAAUUCCUGCCUUUUUCUUCUAUUUGAUAAAAUCGGUUUGAUAAUUUAAUGAAGGUAAAAAAAUAGUUAUUUAUAUUACGAGAUAUAUCGUACUGCAUUGAAAAUUUUUUCAUUGAAAUCACUAUUCAAACAGGCAUGAACACAAUUCUUGCCUACAGGUAAUUCCAUGUAUUACGGCAAUAAUAGUGAUGUCUCAUCACUACCUCAGUGUACAUAUUGAAAAGUGUUAAUAAAUCUGUUAAAGUAAAUAUUUAUUGAAUUUAGAUUUCGGGUCUAAAAUAAGUUCAACCAGGAAAAACGGAAGUUAAUGAAUAGAACUGGUAAAAUAACUUAAUUCAAUUCCUUAUAAUGGGUAGCAUUGACCGAGCAUGUAUAUCUGGAUUUCUUUGUCGUCUUUGCUCUGAAAUGCAUAGAAUAGUAAUCCAUAUAUAUGGUGAUCAGGGCAGGAAGUUAUGUUUAGUAGAAAAGAUUAACGGAUAUCUACCCAUCACCAUAUCUCCGACGGAUCCUUUACCUAAAACUAUAUGUGAGACAUGUUUAAGAAGAGUGGAACAACAUUAUGACUUGCUGAUGCGAUUAACGCGAAUAAAACAAGGCAGCUUUCCUAAAAUCAAAAAGACUCAACAAGCACUACGUACCAUUGGUGACAUUUCAAGUACAGACGUUUCUGAUGAUGAACAUUUUGAUCUCAAUAGCUUUCAGGAAGGGCGAAAUUCUAUAAGAGACUCAAAUGUACUACAAUUAACAACAGAUGUUUCAUCCCAAUCAUCAUUGAUUGGUGCGACGCAAGCGACUAGCCUACCCUAAAAAUAAAUAAACUAUGAAAUUAAAAGUAGAUUAAGAGUACGAUAUGAUUAUGCCUAGGCGCAAGCCAAAUUAUGAAACAUAAUGUAAAUGACGGAGUUUCUAAAUCGCUUGCAUUUAAAUUAAUUAAUAUAAGAUUUAACAUUUUUGUGUGUAUAUUGGACUUACGGUAAAUAUAAAAAUAGAAAUAAGACAAAUAUAAUUAAAAAUUAUUACAAGUUUUAAACACUUCGACACAUUAAGAGGUUUCAUGUUAUGUUUUGCAUUUUGAAGUCUCUUCAGUUUGAAGAUGUUAUUUGGAAAUAGAAAAUAUAAAGUAUAAAUUCAUA